Lolium perenne is the source of this 1365-nucleotide messenger RNA. Lineage: Eukaryota; Viridiplantae; Streptophyta; Magnoliopsida; Poales; Poaceae. The record is from RefSeq and is a predicted model, not a curated record.
AUGACGGGCCCGUCGGAGGUGAACGGACGUGGCAAGACGGUGGUGCCUGCUCCCCCGGUGGGGGCUGGCAGUUCGGUGGGGAGCGAUAGGGCUUCCCCUUCGGUGGCGGCGGCCACUGGAUCCGAGGAUAAUGUCUCGGAGAUGAUGGGGCGCCUUCGUCUGACGGCAGCGGAGGCUGCGGCGGUGGUUCUAGACGACGGAGGCGACGAUUUCCAAGUUCACUCCCAAUGGGCAGUGGUCGGUAAGGUGUUGUCUCCGAAUAAACUGCAUAUCAGUACAAUCUCGGCGGCGCUGCGGCCUGCAUGGGGAAACCCACGCGGUUUGGUAUUCAAUUCGGCUGGCGAGAACAUCUUUGUGGCAGAAUUCAACACGAAGGCAGACAAGGUUAGAGUGGUCGAUGGCCCUCCUUGGGUUGUCGGUAGGCAUGCAGUGUUGUUGCGGGAUUUUGACGUUGAUCAGAAGCCAAGCGAGAUGUAUUUCAACAGUCUGAAGGUUUGGGCUAGGAUUAUAAACUUGCCCUUUGGGUACAUGCAUAAGAGAUGGGGUGCUGUGAUUGCUAGUCCGCUGGGUGUCAAUGGCAGUGUCCCGAUGGUCGAGUGUGAUGAUUCUGGGCGCUGUUGGGGAGGCUACAUGCGUGUGCGUGUGGAAGUGGAUGUUGACAAACCGCUUAUGCGGGGAGUCACUGUUUUCUCACAGCGAAGGAAUGUUACUGAAUGGUUUCAGGUUCAGUACGAAAACCUGCCGUUGUACUGCUUCUCUUGUGGAUGUUUUGGUCAUUCCUCUACUGAAUGUAAAGAUCCAGGGGAGAGAGAUGCAGAGGGAAAGCUCCCGUACUCGGCGGAUAAAUUAUGUGCACCGGAUGAGAGGAAGAAGGCAGCUCAGGCGGCCAAAUCCUACACUGGGUCGGCAUCAGCUGGAAAGGGUCAGGAUUCCUCUAGACAAUCGAGUGGGAGAAAUGAUCAGUCAGCCAACAAAAGUGGGGCUGCGAGACAACAGAGUAAAAAUGAUGAAUCCCCGGAGGUGCAUUCCCCGGUAAAAAAAAGACAGUCUCGAGCCCGCACAACUACUGCCAAUACUAGGAAGGAUAUUGGCAAAGGGAAGGAUGAUGGCCAAGAUGAGGGUCGGACCACAGCGGGCAGGAAGAGGAAGCAGGUGUACAAGCCGAAGGCCGCUCCGCCGUUGGAGGAGAGUCCUUCUAAUAUGCUCGCUUUGGUUGUUCAUUCAAACUCGUUUGCUCAGGGUAUUGGUGAGGUACACACCGAGGAAGCCCUGAGCAAGGAUUCCAAUAAGAGAACAAGAUUGAGUGGAGAUAAUGGAUCGGCGGAUCAGGCGGGAGCUGUUGACCAGCCCCGCCAGACGCAAUGA